Molecule: messenger RNA, 267 nt
Organism: Staurois parvus
Lineage: Eukaryota; Metazoa; Chordata; Amphibia; Anura; Ranidae
Source: the annotation of a GenBank genome assembly
UGCUCAUCAGUGCCCCGUAUCAGUGCCACAUCAAUGCCACAUAUCAGUGCAUACCAUCAGUGCCACCUAUCAAUGCCAAUCAGUGCCACCUAUCAGUGCUGCCAAUCAGUGCCACCUAUCAGUGCCAGUCAGUGUCGCCUAUCAGUGCGCAUCAGUGCUGCCUAUCAGUGCCAGUCAGUGCCGCCUAUCAAUGCCAGUCAGUGCUGCCUAUCAGUGCCGCCUAUCAGUGCCAUAUAUCAGUGCCAGUCAGUGUCGCCUAUCAGUGCA